AAUUUCUACGAGGAACAGUUGGUUCGUAUAACGUAUUGGAAAAUCUGUUUUCGGCGAUAUUGAUGCUUACCUCUUUUGGUACACCAUCAUUCAUUAUCAUCAUCUAGGUACAUUAUCGUACUGUCUAAUUCUCUUGUUUCAGAUUCUGCUUUCCUACCAAACAUAAAUCUUUGAUCCAAUUUGUGAUUUUUUGUAGCUUUAGGUGAUUUUUUUCUAGAAUUGCUAAAUGGGUAUUGAUAUUUUUUCAAAAAGAAAGGGUUUUGAUUUCUGGGUAUUGUAGAUUUGGAGUUUCACUAUUAUUUGUUCUAUGGAAUUUUGAGAAGGGUUUUGGUGAUAUGGGUUCAAAAGAUGUGGAAAGUAAAGCAUGGAAAUGGGGUCUAGGUUUGAUAUAUAUAAUAGCUGUUGCAAUAAUAUGGAUAGCUGCUAGCUUUGUAGUUCAAUCUGUUGUAGAUGCCGGUGUCUCACCAUUCCUUGUUACUUACAUAUGCAAUUCAUUGUUUGUGGUUUUGAUUCCAAUUGUUGAAAUUGAGAGGUAUUUGGAGGAUUCUUAUGGAGGUUUAUUGUUUUGGAGGAGUGACAAGAGUAAAUCACGUUUAAAAGGGAGGUUAGGAGAGUCCGAGCAGGCUAACCUUCUUAGAGACAACGAUGCUACCGAUGAAGUCAUUGAAUCUUUGGUUAUUGAAGAGGUAGAUGUAAUUGAAGAUAGGAACAAUCAUUCUGAAUUGCUUUCUUCAGAUAAUGUAGUAGGAGGAUUGGUUGGUCAAGUUUAUUUGAUUGAAAAUGAAAAUGAUAAAAAAGGGUUGGAUGCGAAAGGGCGUUGGACUCGUUGUAGAAUGGCGAAAGUUAGUCUGUUGAUAUGUCCCUUUUGGUUUUUUGCUCAACUCACUUUUAACCUGUCGUUGAAGUAUACUACAGUUACAUCAAAUACAAUCUUAAGCAGUGCAUCAAGUCUUUUCACCUUCUUGGUUUCCCUAGCUUUUUUAGGGGAGAGGUUUUCUUGGUUAAAGCUCUUUAGUGUUCUUCUUUGCAUGGCGGGAACAAUAAUUGUAAGCCUUGGUGAUUCACAAUCUGGUUUAAAAGCGGUUGCAUCCAAUCCUCUUCUUGGAGACAUUUUCGCACUUUCUUCAGCUGGAUUGUAUGCAGUGUAUAUCACCCUUAUUCGCAAGAAAUUAAACGACGAUGAUGGAAAGGGUGGUGAAGCCAGUAUGGCUCAGUUUCUUGGAUUUCUCGGGCUUUUCAAUGUUAUACUUUUUCUUCCGGCUGCCGUUUUACUCAAUUUAACGAAGACCGAACCUUUCUAUACGCUUACCUGGAAGCAGCUUGGUCUGAUUAUUGGUAAAGGAUUGCUGGAUAAUGUGCUGAGUGAUUACCUAUGGGCCAAAGCUGUUCUUCUUACAUCAACCACAGUAGCUACAGCUGGACUCACAAUUCAAGUCCCAUUAGCUGCCAUUGUCGACACCUUCACCGGAAAUUCUCCUCCCUUCAUGGAUUACCUCGGAGCAAUAGCUGUCAUGAUUGGUUUUGCAGGAAUCAACAUCCCGGACGAUACUUUUAGCAAAUCAACAGAAGCUACUGCUGUGGAAUUGAAAAAUGAGGAUGCAAGUAUAAGGGAUGAAGAGCAUGCUUUGCCAACAACCCAAGAUUCAGCUUCUUUACCAUAAUGCUUUUACUCUCAUCUCGGGCUUAUUGUCCACACUCAUUGGUAUACUAUGUCGAGAUACGCUGUUGGUUCUGGUGUGUUUAAUUAACAUAAUUUUGGUGAUAGACGUGAUUAUAACUUUUUUUUAUAUUUUUCUUUUUAAUGAAAUUUGAUGAAGCUGUUGCAUCAUGAAGUUUCUAGACACCUAUCAGUAAGUUCCUUCUAUUAAAUAUACUUUUAGAUCUAUCA
Cicer arietinum (chickpea) is the source of this 1888-nucleotide messenger RNA. RefSeq lists its product as uncharacterized. Gene Ontology annotation, cellular component: membrane. Gene Ontology annotation, biological process: transmembrane transport. The record is from RefSeq and is a predicted model, not a curated record. Gene Ontology annotation, molecular function: transmembrane transporter activity. NCBI's taxonomy places the organism in Eukaryota, Viridiplantae, Streptophyta, Magnoliopsida, Fabales, Fabaceae.